UCCGAGUGAAAGGUUGUUAAAUUAUUUCAAGAUGGCUGCCCCCUCGCAGAUGGCAACCUCUGAGCUGUACUGCUGGGAAGGCGAUUGGGAUUUACCGUCUGUCGACACUGAGUGUUUCAUUGUAUUGGCUUAUGCAAAGUUUGCAGGCGCACCCCUCAAAUUUCACAAAAUCGGCAACCCCUGGAGAAGUCCCACUGGCUCCCUGCCUGCCCUGAAGACCAGGGAGAAUGGGAGUCUCUCUCAGCCCAGUGACAUUAUCAUCCACCUCAGGAAACAGAAAUACAAUGCCGACUUCGACCUGUCUGCCAAAGAGGAAGCAGACACUCUGGCCUUCAUCUCACUCCUGGAGGAAAAACGGAUGCCAGCUCUGGUCUAUACUCGGUGGAUUGACCCUAAGAACUAUGUGGAGGUGACUCGGCGCUGGCACGCGAAGCACGCCCCAUUCCCCCUGAACUUCUUCCUGCCCGGCAGCAUGGAGGAAGGAAUCCAUGCUGAAACGCCUGUGCACACUGUACUGCGAUGCUAUGGAGUGUAUGAACCAUCUCUCGCAGAGGCUGGGCUCAACAAGUUCUUCUUCCGGGACUCACCUUCAUCUUUGGACGCUUUUGUCUUUGGCUACUUGGUGCCCAUCCUGAAGAUGAAACUGCCCAAUGGAAGACUCCAAUAGCACCUCAAGUCACUGGACAACCUGAGCCACUUCUGCUCCAACAUCCUGGCGCUCUACUUCCCCAGUGAGGGACGAGAUGUGGGACCACAUAACAUACUGUACAUGCAGUAUAUUGUCUUCGAUGAUAUCUAUUAUAUAACUUGCUAUUGUUGUUUAACUUUUGAAUUCCAUGUCUCACACUUUUUCUUGUUUAUCUUUUGUGCAGAAGGUUUUAGUCGCAAGGUGUCCUCUCAGCCUGAAGGGGGUGACGCUGAUAACGAGCCUGGUAAGAGGCGCAAGCAGCUGGGCGCCAUGUUGAGCUACGCCCUCCUCACUGGCAUUGUGGCUAUUCAACAUGUCAAGCAGGAGGCAUUAGACCACCGUUCCCCAGGUCUCAUGUCACUCUCCUCCAACGAGGAGGAGGAUGAGGAGGGCAGAGGAGGAGGAGACGGCUGCAAUUCAAAACUGAUCUCCUGUGUCUAUUCCUAAUUCUUCGUUGACGCUCCCUCAGAAGUCUGGAAAAAGACUGGAAAGGUGUUAACCAAUAUGGCAGAAGCUCCAGUUAGCCUUUUAGACUUGGUGGAAGGUUUACUCUAAUGCUGAUGCCUCAACAAUCCCUUCAGAUCCUGGAGGAGGAGUCAAUACAAAGAAAUUUGCUAUGUAUGCUAUAGUGAAGACUGUGCUGGCCCUAUUCCUGCAUUGCAGCAAGUCAAUAAAAUAAACAGGGAAGUUCAAUAAAUCACUUCAAUGUUCCAAUACAUCUAUCUGCUUGAGGCUUGCUUUAGGAUGCCAGCCAUACAUACAUUAUUGUCUAAUUCAGAGUUGCAAGAAGCUCUUUGACUUUGUAAAGCAAGCCUUUACACAGCGAGCAGAUGUAUUGGAACAUUGAAGUGAUUUAUUGAACUUCCCUGUUGGAUAAUAAAUAAUUUAUGGUAUGUAAAUUUGUAAUGCAAUUGUUAAUAGAGUUAACCUUAUUCAAUCUUGGUUUGAGGGCAGAAGUAAUGUUACACACAGGUUGCACACAAACACCUUAACCAUAAACAUUUCUUGCCUAAACUUUUUUUUUCUUUUUUUUCUCCCCAAUUUCGUAGUGUCCAAUUGUUGUCUACAACUCCCGUACGGGCUCGGGAGAGACAAAGGUUGAAAGUCAUGCGUCCUCCGAUACACAACACAACC
This is a messenger RNA of Oncorhynchus mykiss (rainbow trout), 1822 nucleotides long. RefSeq names its product metaxin-1. NCBI's taxonomy places the organism in Eukaryota, Metazoa, Chordata, Actinopteri, Salmoniformes, Salmonidae. Gene Ontology annotation, cellular component: cytoplasm; SAM complex. Gene Ontology annotation, biological process: mitochondrion organization. The record is from RefSeq and is a predicted model, not a curated record.